UGGCCAGCUUUCUCCUAGCAGUGAUUGUUCGUUAGCUAGCUAGGCAGUUGCAACAAAUACACGUCUUUGUACACUGUAAACACGAAGAAAUGGGGAAGAAACACAAGAAGCAUAAACCGGAGUGGAGGACAGUUGAUGACUAUGAGGACAAGCCUCUGGAGAAGCCUCUGAAGCUUGUGCUCAAAGUUGGUGGGAGCGAGGUUACAGAGCUCUCUGGCUCGGGCCACGACUCCAGCUACUAUGAUGACAGAUCAGACCACGAGCGAGAGCGCCACAAAGAGAAAAAGAAAAAGAAGAAGAAGAAGUCUGAAAAGGAUAAAGACAAGCAUGUGGACGAUGAGGAGAGGAGACGACGGAAGGAAGAAAAGAGGAAGAAGAGAGAGCGAGAGCAGAAUGAAUCCGAGGCAGCAGCUGCCACGGCUGCCAGUGCCGGUGUGGCAGUCGAACCUUUCACACUGCCAAAGAGUAUUAGUAUCGCAAUAGAGCCAGAGGAGAAGAAAAGGAAGAAAGAGAGGUUUGAGAUGGAGUCUGAGGUGGAAGAGUUUCAUCCCAAUGUAAAAGUGGAAGUGGAGCAGCAAGGAGACCGGCCAGUCCGUGCAUGCCGGACACAGCAAGAGAAUGAGUCCACUCCUCGUCAGCAACUCCUGGAGCACUUCCUGCGCCAGCUCCAGAGGAAAGACCCGCAUGGAUUCUUCUCAUUUCCAGUGACAGAUGCGAUUGCUCCCGGAUACUCCAUGAUCAUCAAACAUCCAAUGGACUUCAGCACCAUGAAGGACAAGAUUACAACCAAUGAGUACAAGACCAUUACAGAAUUCAAGGCAGACUUUAAGCUGAUGUGUGACAACGCCAUGGUCUACAACCGACCGGAGACUGUUUAUUACAAGGCUGCAAAAAAGCUGCUCCAUACAGGCUUCAAGAUGAUGAGCAAAGAGCGGCUGUUGGCUCUGAAGCGCAGCAUGUCUUUCAUGCAGGACAUGGAUUUCACCCAGCAGGCAGCCAUUUUGGGAGAUGAAGAUGUUACAGCCGAUAUUCCUCCACCAGAGAUUAUCCCUAUCCCCGUGGAGUCUGCCAAGAAGUCCAAAAAACAGCCAGUGAAAGACAUGAAGGAGGUCAUCAGCUACCUGUACGAACCAGAAGGAAAUGCGUGCAGUUUGACCGACAGUACAGCAGAGGAGCAUGUUCUGGCCCUGGUGGAACAUUCUGCAGACGAAGCCCGCGAUCGGAUCAACCGAUACAUGCCUAGCUCCAAGAUGGGUUACUUGCGCAAAGAGGCAGACAGUUCUCUCGUGUACACUGUUGUAAAUCAGCUUGACCCUGAUGCAGAAGAAGAGGAGACCCAUGCUGUUGACCUUAGUUCUCUGUCAAAUAAGCUGCUGCCUGGACUGACAACCUUGGGUUUUAAAGAUGACAGGAGACAUAAGGUGACGUUCCUGAGCAGUGCCUACAACACCCAGAGCCUUCAGAAGAACUCCAUCUUUCCAGACCUGCUACCUGAUGAGAUGGACAUGCUGUAUUCAGCCUAUGGAGAUGACACGGGGGUACAGUGCGCUCUCAGCAUACAGGAGUUUGUCAAAGGCUGUGGAAGUGUCACCAAGCGUUUGGUCGGUGAGCUUCUAGAUAAGAUGACUGCAGGCGACCACAGCAAAGCCGUCAGCCAGAUCCAACAGAAAAGAAACAUGACACCAAAACCUGAUGAGGCCAAGACUAACAGUUUCGACAUGCAGAUGGCAGAUGGUCCUGGUCUAGGAGAAAGUGGUUCCGUGCUGGACUUCAUGUCAAUGAAAAACUAUCCUGAUAUGUCUCUGGAUAUAUCCAUGCUGAACUCAUUAGGUAAAACGGUGAAGAAAGAACCAGGGCACGAAGAGGGCCAGCAGCACUUUGACGAUGCAGACAAACUCCUGCAGGAGUUCCAGGAGGCUCAGGUGGACAGGGUUGGCUCCAGACCCUCCUCCAACCUGUCCUCCCUCUCCAAUGCCUCAGAGAGGGACCAGCACCACCUAGGGAGCCCGUCACACCUGGGUGUUGGUGACCAGUCUGAGAUGGUUCAUGAUCCCUACGAGUUCCUGCAGUCUCCAGAGCCCGGCUCCACCGCCAACAGCUGA
This is a messenger RNA of Myripristis murdjan (pinecone soldierfish), 2102 nucleotides long. RefSeq names its product bromodomain containing 9 (gene brd9). Gene Ontology annotation, biological process: regulation of transcription by RNA polymerase II. The coding region runs from base 90 to 2102 and encodes 670 amino acids. The transcript has 17 exons. The record is from RefSeq and is a predicted model, not a curated record. Gene Ontology annotation, cellular component: nucleus. NCBI's taxonomy places the organism in Eukaryota, Metazoa, Chordata, Actinopteri, Holocentriformes, Holocentridae.